Megalobrama amblycephala (Wuchang bream) is the source of this 2781-nucleotide messenger RNA. RefSeq names its product cofactor required for Sp1 transcriptional activation, subunit 7 (gene crsp7). Bases 297 to 2072 code for a protein of 591 amino acids. Gene Ontology annotation, molecular function: transcription coregulator activity. The record is from RefSeq and is a predicted model, not a curated record. Gene Ontology annotation, biological process: positive regulation of gene expression; regulation of transcription by RNA polymerase II. Gene Ontology annotation, cellular component: core mediator complex; mediator complex; nucleus. The transcript is spliced from 3 exons. Lineage: Eukaryota; Metazoa; Chordata; Actinopteri; Cypriniformes; Xenocyprididae.
GCGUCACGCGGCGUCGCGCUCUCCCAUAAUGCAGCGGGCCUGAGGUUUUGAUCCAGUGGAGUUCAUGAGAUCGGUGAGAGCGCUCGACGCAAUGAGGCGGAGAGACACGACAGCCGUCGAACCUUCAUCUCCCAACUGAACACAAACACACCAUUUCUCAAGCCAACAAUCACAUCAGAAACAUGUGGUUCCGCCACUUCUCAAUCCUCCCGAGAGGUCUGUGAGUUCCUGCAAUCCAUUAAGCCCUUGAAUCCGGAGGAUUUUUCCCCCGUCGGCCGAUUCGCACCGAGCAGGCAAUGACAACGGCCUCCGCAACCCCGCAGCAGAUGAGAGACCGGCUGCUGCAGGCCAUCGAUAGCCACAGCAAUAUCUGUAACAUGGUUGCAGUUCUUGAUGUUAUCACCAAUUUGGAGAAAUACCCGAUCACCAAAGAAGCACUUGAGGAAACCCGCUUGGGAAAGCUGAUUAAUGAUGUGAGAAAGAAAACAAAAGAUGAGGACCUUGCCAAACGUGCCAAGAAACUCCUGCGGAACUGGCAGAAGCUGAUCGAGCCCGGCCAAAGUGACACUCCGGCGAGAGGAGUGCCAAACGUCCCGGGCUCUGCCAAUGGAGGUGCUCACCCCUGCCGGACAGACACACCUCCAGUGGUCCCCCCUCCGAGCAAGGUUGCUCCUGAGCUCAAAACCAGGAAUGACAUCCAUAAUACGUACUCCCCAAAGGCGGAGAAAUCCAGCAGCCGAAAGCGGCGAGGGGAGCAAAGAGAUAGUCCGCAUCUGCCGGCCAAAAUGACAAAAACGUCCCUUUACGAGCCAAUGUUUUCCUCUUCCCCACCAUCAAAUGGAAUUAGGGGGAGUCCCGAGCCGCUCCCGGAGAAAGAUGAUGAUGCGGCGACUGACCGGAUCCGCCCGGAGCACCUAGAGAAUGACCGGCACAACAAAAUCCCUGUCAAUGCUGUGAAGCCUCAUCCAAGCUCUCCGGGGCUUACCAAACUACCUAGCACUUCCUCCUUACUCAAAACAUCAGUGUUACAGCAGCAUGCGAGAAUGGACGGAGGCGGGCAGAAUCAACCCAAAAGCCCUCGGUACUCCUCGAGCCCGCGCACCGUAACACACGAGACGAUGGCCAAGAGGUCUUCAACAUAUGCACCAAAAGGGACUCUUUCGAGCCCGUCUCAGAAUUCUGCCCAAGUGCCCUCUCCUUUGCCCACACUGCAGCCUUUAACGUCACCGGCCCAGGUGUGCAUUGGCGAAGGUCCGUCAUCUGUGGGGCUGGAAGGCUCGAUGCACUUGCACAGAUCAUCAGACAGAGUCUCCCAGCCCCUGCACAGCACUGCAACACUGGAGCCGCUCUCUGGCUCCCCGCUCACCGCACAAAGCUUAGAGGGCGCUGAGACCAAGGGUGAGCGGGAGGGAGCGACCUCCAACUUGGAGGGCAAAAAGAGGAAGAAAUACAGACCCAGAGACUACACGGUAAAUCUUCAGGGGCAGUCCUCGGAGGACAGGACCAAACCCGUGCGGUUAAAAGAACGUAGGUUAACGUUCGACCCGGUGACCGGACAGAUUAAGCCCCUCACUCCGAAGGAAUCCCACCACGAGGAAGAGUGCCAAGGACCGCCGAUCGCGACGCCCUCGGCGAGGACUGAGGUGCCGCAGCAAAAGACGCCAACGUCGGUUCCCAACCCCUUUCAGCAGACGAACUGGAAAGAGCUGUCCAGAAAUGAAAUCAUUCAAUCGUACCUUAACCUUCAGAGCAAUGUUCUCACAUCCUCUGGAGCACAGACCCACGGGGCGCACUUUUUCAUGACUGAAUAUUUAAAACGAGAGGAACACGAUGUCAAAGAGCCCCGAAAAAUGCACGUUUUAGUACAGAGCAGCUCCCCAAAAGAACUACCCGGGGUGUCUCGGGACGUAACAAACGAGGACCUUCUCAGAAUACACAACGAACACUGGCCAGGGGUGAACGGUUGCUAUGACACCAAGGGAGCCUGGUUUGAUUGGACAGAGUGCAUAUCGUUGGAUCCUCAUGGCGAUGAGAGCAAAUUGAACAUCUUGCCAUAUGUUUGCCUAGACUGAGAGAACAGAGCUUGGAAAAGUUUUCAAUGUUCCCACUGUGAGUCAAAGAGGAUCGAACCGACUCUCCUUGUCGCUCUGUACCUAGGUUCAUCUUACAGGUGUAGCGAACGAACCAACAGCGGUUGUUCCGAGUUCGGUUUUCCAUAAGAAGGAGCUGAAAAGAGGUCCUGUUUGUAAUGUGCUGCUACCAACAAGAAUUUGCAAACAAGGGUUGUAUAUAAUGGCUCGCAGGGAUUUAACAGGGCCAGUUCUUGCACAAUGUGUGAAUAGGAGGGUCCGAGCAAGCAUUGAGCAGUACAGAUAUGUUUGAAAGCAAGUCGAGAACAUUUUUUUGGCAGUUACAAAAAGCUUUAUGUGACAAAGAAUAAAUUAUAAAAGUUUCUUAUGUAUGCAUCUAUUUAUUUGACCUUUUUUUUUUUUUCUAGCAGAAGGUUAUCCACUAAGAUGUGCAGAUAUGUUUGAGGCUUUUCUGUUCGCAUCACACAUUUGUCCCCUUAUUUGUGAUGUACACAAGGCAUAUAUAAAUACAUUUUUCCCACAGCGGCUCUCACGUACAUGUGCUGAUUGCAGUAGAUACCGACAUUCCAUUCUGAACUGAACAUUUCUCGCUUAACAUUUCUUUCUCGAUUUAUCUAAUAUACGUGAUUUUCAUAUGAGAGAAAAGCAAUCUAUUUUUAGAUGUGUUAAAUAAAACAAUAUUUUAAACAAA